AAGUCGGCGAUUAUUGUCUCAGUGCAGUGGUCAAUUGCAGUUGUACAGACCGGCUAACGGAGAAGUGCAUUUCUUGAAAUUUACUCAAUUAAUCAAAUCGAAAGAGCGAGCCAAAGGAGUUCACCAUGUCGACGACACUCACCAACAAGAACGUCAUUUUCGUGGCCGGUCUGGGCGGCAUUGGCCUGGACACCAGCAAGGAGCUGGUCAAGAGGGACCUGAAGAACCUAGUGAUCCUGGAUCGCAUUGAUAACCCGGCAGCCAUUGCCGAACUGAAGGCAAUCAAUCCGAAGGUGACCAUCACCUUCUACCCAUACGAUGUGACUGUGCCCAUUGCCGAGACCACCAAGCUGCUGAAGACCAUCUUUGCCAAGCUCAAGACUGUGGACAUUUUGAUCAAUGGAGCUGGCAUCCUGGAUGAUCAUCAGAUUGAGCGCACCAUUGCCGUUAACUACACGGGUUUGGUCAACACCACGACGGCCAUUCUGGACUUUUGGGAUAAGCGUAAGGGCGGACCGGGUGGCAUUAUCUGCAACAUUGGAUCGGUGACGGGAUUCAAUGCCAUCUACCAGGUGCCUGUGUACUCUGGAACCAAGGCCGCUGUGGUCAACUUUACCAGCUCCCUGGCGAAACUGGCACCCAUCACUGGUGUCACCGCUUACACUGUUAACCCCGGCAUUACUCGCACCACCCUGGUGCACAAGUUCAACUCCUGGCUGGAUGUGGAGCCCCAGGUGGCCGAGAAGCUGCUGGCCCAUCCCACCCAACCCUCUCAGGCCUGUGCCGAGAACUUUGUCAAGGCCAUUGAGCUGAACAAGAAUGGUGCCAUCUGGAAGCUGGAUUUGGGCACUCUGGAGCCCAUCCAAUGGACCAAACACUGGGACUCUGGCAUCUAAGCCCCACACCAAGUAACACUUUAGUUCAUAAGGUUCCAGUGAACCACACGAUAUUCAUGAAUAGCAAAAAAGGCUGAUCCGAUGCACACUCACAUCUAAACCCCUCAAAAGAAUACGAUAAUAAAACUCAUGAAAAGAA
This is a messenger RNA of Drosophila serrata, 1035 nucleotides long. It is a transcript of the gene Adh, whose product is annotated as Alcohol dehydrogenase. NCBI's taxonomy places the organism in Eukaryota, Metazoa, Arthropoda, Insecta, Diptera, Drosophilidae. Gene Ontology annotation, molecular function: alcohol dehydrogenase (NAD+) activity. Gene Ontology annotation, biological process: alcohol metabolic process. The record is from RefSeq and is a predicted model, not a curated record. Gene Ontology annotation, cellular component: cytosol.